GGAUUGCUCCGAGUCCGGGUCCGUUUCAGGGUGACACCAUGGUCGUCUAUAUGAAUGGAACGAUAUUAGCUGUUAACGUGUGUUCGUAGGAGUCGACAGAAGAACAUUUCGAUAGCUUUAUUUAAUUCACCGAUUUCCUGUGUCACAUCGCCAUCACUGGGGACGUUUGCGAACUGUUAUUAACACGGAAGCUACGUCUGCUAGCUUCCAACUAGCAGGCAGACGGAGAGGCAUUGACAGCAGCCGUAAAACUGACUAUCGCUGCAUGUGAACAAUAUUAAACACAUUAACAAUGCUUGAGGCGAUGUACGAGCUGCCAGUUGAAAGGCAGAUUUUUUACGCGGUUUUGGGAUUUUCCUGGACUGUCUAUCUAUGGGAGGCAUAUCUCGCUUACAGACAGCGGAAGAUCUAUAGAUCAACCACUCAUGUGCCACAAGAGCUGGGGAAGAUCAUGGAUUCAGAGACUUUUGAGAAGUCACGACUCUAUCAGCUGGAUAAGAGCAACUUCAGUUUCUGGUCUGGACUGUAUUCUGAAACUGAAGGAACACUGAUCCUGCUCCUGGGCGGCAUCCCAUUCCUGUGGGCUGUUGCUGGUUCCGUCAUAUCACGCUUUGGAUUUGGCUCCGAAUAUGAGAUCACUCAGUCUUUGGUGUUUCUGAAUCUGGCUACGCUCUUCAGCGCCUUCACCGGCCUUCCUUGGAGUCUGUACAGCACGUUUGUCAUUGAGGAGAAGCACGGCUUCAAUCAGCAGACCUUGGGGUUCUUCUUCAAAGAUGCUGUCAAGAAGUUCGCCGUAACUCAGUGUAUCUUGCUGCCUGUCACCUCGUUGCUCCUCUACAUCAUCAAGAUCGGUGGAGACUACUUCUUCAUCUAUGCCUGGCUCUUCACCCUGGCUGUCUCUCUGGUUCUCGUCACCAUAUACGCUGAUUAUAUUGCCCCACUCUUCGACAAGUUCACUCCCCUGCCGGAAGGCGAGCUGAAGACUGAGAUUGAGGAAAUGUCCAGGAGCAUCAGCUUCCCCCUCACUAAGGUGUACGUCGUGGAAGGCUCCAAGCGUUCGUCACACAGCAAUGCGUACUUCUACGGAUUCUUCAAGAACAAACGGAUCGUGCUUUUCGACACGCUGCUGGAGGACUACUCCCCUCUCAACAAGACGGGAGAGCAGCCCACCGAGCAGAGAGAGGAAGAGGAAAUCCACAAUGACCUCAAGCCAAAGCCGAAGAACAAGAAGCAAGGCUGCAACAACCAGGAGAUCCUGGCUGUUCUUGGUCAUGAGCUCGGCCACUGGAAACUGGGUCACACUGUCAAGAACAUUGUCAUCAGUCAGAUGAAUUCCUUCCUGUGCUUCUCAUUAUUUGCCGCUCUCAUUGGACGGAGAGAGUUGUUUGUGGCGUUUGGCUUCAAUGACGUCCAACCUACUUUAAUAGGCCUGAUGAUCAUCUUCCAGUUCAUCUUCUCCCCCUACAACGAGCUUCUGUCCUUCUGCUUGACCGUCCUAAGUCGCCGGUUCGAGUUCCAGGCGGACAACUUUGCCCGCAACAUGGGCAAAGCCUCCGAGCUCUACUCCGCUCUCAUCAAGUUAAACAAAGACAACCUAGGCUUCCCGGUGGCCGACUGGCUGUACUCCACGUGGCACUACUCCCAUCCUCCCCUGCUGGAGCGCCUCAGAGCUCUGGGCAACGUCAAGCAGGACUGACGGGGCUGGAAGGAGGAGCGGCGGUCGCUGCCUCCUCCGAAAGGCCUGCGGAGACCUCUGCUGGCCUUGUGAUUCAUCUUUUCUUUAGCUUAUUUUUUAUCUUAUUUUUAGUCUUUACCUUCCAUGCUUCUUUACACCCAUGUUAUAAAGAAAACCAAAAAGUCUCUCAGAAAUGUACCGAUUCAAUCACAACAAGUGGUGGCGCUAUCACGGCGUCACUCACCUGAGCGAUGUGUUUUUUUAAAAUAGGUCAGUUACACUUGUUUGAUUUCUGCUUCUGAUUUCUUCCUCUGUUUCAUAAAUUCCAUGCACAAAACGUAACGUUUCGAAACUGUAAAGUUUGAGCUCUAUAUUUCAGAGGACACACAGGCCAGUGUGUUGCCUUCAAGUGCACGUGUUUAUAAUACGAGUGCCUGAUAUUGACUCCACGAUAAACAAUAAAGGAUAUUUGAUUUCUUUUCUCUUUUCACAAAUAUGAAGUGCUCUUUAAUCCCUUUUCUUGCUGACUCAUGCUUGGUUUUCUCAAAGCUGUGAUUUGAACAGUUUUUUUUCCUAAUUUCUUAUCCUAAACUUUGAGCUGGUAUGAGUCCAAAGUAUUGUAUGAAUUGUAUGGGCUGGUGUUUUCUUUGCAUAAUGAUUAAAAAAAAACCUUCAGAUUCA
This is a messenger RNA of Synchiropus splendidus (mandarinfish), 2356 nucleotides long. RefSeq names its product zinc metallopeptidase, STE24 homolog (gene zmpste24). Gene Ontology annotation, cellular component: endoplasmic reticulum membrane. Gene Ontology annotation, biological process: CAAX-box protein processing. Bases 293 to 1696 code for a protein of 467 amino acids. The record is from RefSeq and is a predicted model, not a curated record. The transcript has 9 exons. Lineage: Eukaryota; Metazoa; Chordata; Actinopteri; Syngnathiformes; Callionymidae. Gene Ontology annotation, molecular function: metalloendopeptidase activity.